AGUAAAGAUGGCGGCGGGUUCGGAUCUGCUGGAUGAGGUCUUCUUCAACACGGACGUGGACGAGAAAGUGGUCAGCGAUCUGGUGGGCUCCCUGGAAUCUCAGCUGGCAGCCGCAGCCCACCACCACCAUCAUCACCACCAUCACCAGCAGCAGGGUCCAGCUGAGGCCCGCAGCCAGGCCCUGGCCAACCAUGUCUCUAGCCCUGGGGUAGGGGCAGGCAGUGCGGGGGGCCAGGCAGAAACCAAGAUAGGACUCCCCGCAGAUAUUCCCAAGACCGGAGCAGUUGUAUCUGGAGUAACAGGCGGCGUGAUCAACAAUAACAGUCGACAGCAAGCCGCAGCGCCGCAGGACGGAGCCCAGUCUGCUGGAUCUGAUGCAUCAGGGGCUCUUAGCCAGGCUAAAGCUGGGGUCCUUGGCACCAUGGCAACUGCACUGUCCAAUCACGGCCAAGGAAACGGCAAGACCGCCGCACUUCAGACCAUGAACGGGAAUAAUGUUGUGAUUAAUUCUCACGGACCUGGGGGACACGCUGCCCCGUUUCAGGGCAACAGCAAUCCUGCACCUGCUGUAACUUUGGUGAACAAUGGCCCCGCUCCUGUCACCAAGGGUGGUGUGAACGCAGGAGCCAACACCGUGAUCCAGGCGUCUUUUCUUGGAACGACCAACGCGUCUGUCAUUUCCUCCUCUUCGACUACCGCCGCUGGCGCGGCUGGGCAACAAGUGGGGAUGACGGGGGUUCCCACCACGGUAGCUUUGGUGAGACCGCUGAUGCACCAGGGAGUGGCAGCCACCCAGAAUGGGAGUAAUACUGUGAUCAAUUCCCCUCUGCCACCCUCUGCCGGGGUGCCGCUGCAAAUGAACGCUCAGCCCACCUCUGUGUCUAGCCAGGUGAUAAAGUCUGAAUCUCCAAAAACUAUUAUCCAGCCCCCCCAACAGAGCCAGCCAAACCCCGGCAGCAUGGUGAUAGGACAGACGAUUCAGGCUGGACAUCCGGGCCCUGGUGGGGCAGCUAAUCCCCCCGGCACCCCUACGGGGAUGGGCAAAGCUACAAUAAGCACCGUGCCUCAGAACCUGCCAAGGACUCCUACAGCUCCGGUUGGUGGCAUUAGGGCAACAAUCAAUCCUCCUAUGCUAGCUCCCCGCGUACCCCAGCCUCCGCAGAACCCGCCGAACAUUCAGAACUUUCAGCUUCCUCCAGGAAUGGUCCUCGUGCGCAGCGAGAACGGCCAGCUGUUAAUGAUCCCGCAGCAAGCUUUGGCACAGAUGCAGGCCCAGGUUCAAGCCCAGUCUCAAAACCAGAACGCCAUGGCCACGCGGCCGGCCACGCCAACCAGUGCCCCCUCGGUGCAAAUCUCGGCCGUGCAGUCUCCGGGAGCCCCUCUUCUAGCAAGACAGGUGACGCCAACAACCAUCAUUAAACCGGUAUCUCAAACCCCGACAACCGUGCAGCAGACCACCACACUACAGCGGCCCCCAGUUGUGCAGAACCAGAUCGUGAUAGGAAGCACCACGCAAACCGCCACGUUGGGGACUGCGACGGCAGUACAGACGGCAACCGCACCACGACCGGUGCAAGGAACGGUCGCCCCAGCCACAGCCACCACGGAAACCAUGGAAAAUGUGAAGAAAUGCAAGAAUUUUUUAUCCACGCUAAUCAAGUUGGCUUCAUCAGGAAAACAGUCCUCCGAGACAGCGGCUAAUGUGAAAGAACUUGUCCAGAACCUUCUGGACGGGAAAAUUGAAGCUGAGGAUUUCACCAGUCGAUUAUACAGAGAACUGAACUCUUCACCUCAACCGUACCUAGUGCCUUUCCUCAAGCGAAGCCUUCCUGCUUUGCGGCAGCUGACGCCUGAUUCGGCAGCCUUCAUCCAGCAGAGUCAGCAGCAGCAGCCGCCGUCACAGGCCACGACGGCGCUCACCGCGGUCAUGCUGAGCAGCUCUGUACAGCGCACGGCCGGGAAGCCCACCGCCACGGUCACGAAUACAUUACAGCAACCGGUCAUCAGCCUCACUCAACCCGCACAGUCCAAACCAGGGCAGCCUACGCCACUGGUUAUCCAGCCGGCACACAAAGCAGGGGCAGUGGUACGUCCUCCGCAGGUCACGCUGACGCAGACGCCCAUGGUAGCCCUCAGACCGCCUCAGAGCCGGUUAAUGCUCACCACGCCUCAGCAGAUACAGUUAAACCAGCUGCAGACAGUCCCAGUGGUGAAGCCGACGGUGUUGCAGGGUACGAAAACAAUGUCCACAAUCACCACACAGGUUGCGGCUGCCCAAAAAAACAAGUUAAAAGAGCCUGGGGGAGGUUCGUUCAGAGAUGACGACGAUAUUAAUGACGUGGCUUCCAUGGCCGGCGUUAACCUGUCUGAGGAAAGUGCGAGGAUUCUGGCAACAAACUCUGAGCUUGUCGGCACGUUAACGAGGUCCUGCAAAGACGAGACCUUCCUCCUCCCUUCGCUGCUGCAAAGAAGGAUACUCGAAAUCGGUAAAAAGCAUGGAAUCACAGAGGUCCACCCAGAUGUGGUGGGCUACGUGUCUCAUGCCACACAGCAGCGGCUACAGAACAUCAUGGAGAAGAUCUCGGAAGCGGCCCAGCAAAAGAACACCUCUCACAAGGAGGAUGACCGGUACGAGCAGUCAAGCGAUGUUCGGACACAGCUAAAAUUCUUUGAGCAGCUCGACCAGAUCGAGAAACAGAAGAAAGACGAGCAGGAGCGAGAGAUCCUCAUGCGGGCAGCUAAGUCUCGGUCCAGGCAGGAGGACCCGGAACAGUUACGGUUGAAACAAAAAGCAAAGGAGAUGCAACAGCAGGAACUGGCACAGAUGAGACAGAGAGAUGCCAACCUCACAGCGCUGGCAGCUAUUGGCCCUCGAAAAAAGAGGAAAGUAGAAUCUCCAGGGCCCGGCUCUGGGUCAGAGUCAUCCAGCACAAACACAACGACUGCCAGCAGCUCCGGGGGAGGAAGCAGCCGACAGUUUACAAGACAAAGGAUAACGCGCGUUAAUCUCAGGGACCUCAUAUUUUGUUUGGAGAAUGAGAGAGAGACUAGCCAUUCACUUUUGCUAUACAAAGCAUUCCUUAAGUGAAAAAAAACAAAAAAAAAACCACAACACACAAACUAAACAAAAAAUGGAAAAGAUCAAGGUAUAUAUAUUAUUAUUAUUAUUAUUUUUUGCAAAGGCGACAACUAAUCCAUCCCCAGGACAAAUUUAUAUCAGCGCAAAUUUCUUGCCUUUUUUUUUUUUUUUUUUUUUUUUUUUUACAUUUUUCUUUUUAAAGCUUUGAAAGCAAUUUACAAUCACCAUAGCCCCUAAA
Molecule: messenger RNA, 3317 nt
Organism: Spea bombifrons (plains spadefoot toad)
Lineage: Eukaryota; Metazoa; Chordata; Amphibia; Anura; Pelobatidae
Gene: TAF4
Product: TATA-box binding protein associated factor 4
Exons: 16
Coding region: 8-3088 (1026 amino acids)
Biological process (GO): transcription initiation at RNA polymerase II promoter; DNA-templated transcription
Cellular component (GO): transcription factor TFIID complex
Molecular function (GO): protein heterodimerization activity; RNA polymerase II general transcription initiation factor activity; DNA binding
Source: RefSeq, a predicted model, not a curated record